Molecule: messenger RNA, 1821 nt
Organism: Chaetomium globosum CBS 148.51
Lineage: Eukaryota; Fungi; Ascomycota; Sordariomycetes; Sordariales; Chaetomiaceae
Exons: 2
Coding region: 1-1821 (606 amino acids)
Biological process (GO): spliceosomal tri-snRNP complex assembly; mRNA splicing, via spliceosome
Cellular component (GO): U4 snRNP; precatalytic spliceosome; U4/U6 x U5 tri-snRNP complex
Source: RefSeq, a predicted model, not a curated record
AUGUCGACCCUCGCGGACGAGCUCCUUCAGGAUUUUGAGGAUUCUGGGUCAGAAGCCGGCGGCGACGAGCACGACGAUGGCCUCUUUAACGAGGCCGGCUUCUCUGGCGGCGCGAGGGCGGAUGGGGGAGACAUCGCAAUGGAAGAACUACGCGACGAGGACGCAGACGAGAAUGAGGAUGCCGACAUGAUGGACGAGGCCGACGGCAGCACUACUCCGGCAGCCAACGGUGACGACGAGAAAGCAAACAUAGAGAAAAUGCAACUGGGGGGCGUACGCGAUGUGCGCGCCGUGGCAGGCCUCAUGAAAACCUUGACGCCCGUUCUUGAGAAAAUCGCACACUACCAGUCGCAACCCGCUGAGGCGAUCGAUAACGUGGGCAGUGUGGAGGACCACCCAGAGUACCACCUUCUGACCCAGUCGAACGGCCUCUCGACCCAAAUCGAUAACGAGAUUGUCCUCGUCCAUAAGUUCAUCAGAGACCACUACUCGGUGCGGUUUCCGGAGCUCGAGACGUUGAUCACCAACCCUCUCGAAUACGCAAAGGCGGUAGCAAUUUUGGGCAAUGGACCGAUGGAUUCGGAAAGCAUCAAGUCUCUCCAAACAUCAACAGACAACCCCUUGGGGAUGACGCUGAAGUCGGUGUUGGAUGGGCCGUCUUUGAUGAUUGUCACGGUUGAGGCUACAACAUCCAAAGGCCAGGCUAUGUCACCAGAACAACUUCAGCGGGUAGUACAGGCAUGCGAGAUGGUCAUCGCUCUUGACAAGGCUAAAAAGACCUUGACCGAAUAUGUGCAGUCGCGCAUGAACAUUUUCGCGCCAAACUUGACGGCGCUCAUCGGAUCCCUGACGGCAGCUCAGUUACUUAACCAAGCUGGCGGCCUGACGGGCCUUUCCAAGGCGCCGGCAUGCAACCUACCCGCAUGGGGCUCUAAAAAGCAGGCCAGUGCCGCGCUGGCCACCAACGUCGGCAUCCGGCAUCAGGGGUUCAUCUUCCAGUCGCCCGUGAUCCGGACCAUCCCAAGCGACAUCAAGAAACAAGCCAUCAAGAUGUUUGCUAACAAGAUUGUCAUGUGCGCUCGCACCGACUGCUUCCACCAAUUCCGCGACGGCUCCGAGGGGGAACGCCUCAAGGACGAAUGCCUCGACCGUCUGGACAAGCUCCAACAAAAGCCCCUGAGCAAGGGGGCCCGUGCCCUGCCCGCGCCCGACGACAAGCCCAGCCGAAAGCGUGGUGGCCGCCGGGCGCGCAAGGCCAAGGAAGCCACGGCCGUGACAGAACUAGCUAAGGCCCAGAACCGGGUAGCAUUCAAUAAGGAGGAGCUGGAGGUCGGCUACGGUGCGGGCGACAGCACCAGAGGCAUGGGCAUGAUCGGGCAGCGUGACGACGGGCGGCUGCGUGUGACUCAGAUCGACAAUCGCACCCGAGCCAAACUCAGCGCGAAGAGCAAGGGCUGGGGCGGCGCCAGCUCGCUCACCAGCGGCAGCGCCUCGUCACUAAGGGGCCUCGCUGGCGGCACGGGUGUGAGCAACCUGAGUCUGGCCAGCAGCAAGGGCUUGCGCACGUCCGGUGUGGGGACGACGCUGGGAUCUGGGUCGGCCACGGCGGGCACGGUGUCGUCACUCGCCUUCACAGCGACGCAGGGUCUGGAACUCGUCGACCCCAAGGUGCAAGCCGAGCUUAGCCGGAAGCGCAAGGCGGACGACGAUCGAUGGUUCAAGAGCGGUGCGUUUACGCAAGUGGGCGGCGGCAAUGACGGCUUCAAGAAGCCUGCGCUACCGCCGAGCAAGAAGCUCGACACAGGCUCGACAAAACAGUAA